UUGACGCUAAUAUCUUUGUGGGUUCAAUGGUUAAAGACAUUGAAGAGAUGAAGCUGAAAGUAGAUGCUCUUGAAUCCAAUUUAAAACAGGCUGAUUCAACCAUUUUGAAACUAAUGGAGGAGUGGUCUAUAAGCUCCAAACAUAGACAAAGUUUGCAACAUGAGCUGGCAGAACUGAGAACGAAGAAGAUAGUGAAAGAAGUGCACAUUGGGUUCCCUCUGCUGUAUGUAUGCAUUGUGGCAUUCAUCAACAUUGUUAUUGGGUAUUGUGUGCACUUGACUGCUGGGUUCGGUUGUCGUUAUAUCAUAUCAAUCAAGUGUGCAGUCGAACAUAUAGACGAAGAAGGGAAAGAGAUUAGUUAG
This is a messenger RNA of Camelina sativa (false flax), 362 nucleotides long. NCBI's taxonomy places the organism in Eukaryota, Viridiplantae, Streptophyta, Magnoliopsida, Brassicales, Brassicaceae. The record is from RefSeq and is a predicted model, not a curated record.